GGAAGGCGUCCCUUUACACUCUGUAUGCCUGUUUGAUGUUUAUAGGGUCAGAACAUGGCUCAGAAUAGUAUAAUUUUAGGGAUUUUAGUGUUUUUUUCAGGUCAGUUUGGCUCUGUCUCAACCCAAAGACCAAAUGUGUGCAAGACCUUUGGCAGUGGGAUCAUGCAGACUUUCAAUGGGACCAGGUUCCAUGUGAAAUCCACAUGUCCUGUAACACUGACACACUUCUCUCAUGCUGGAGUAGACUGUUUUAUCUCUGUGCAGCGUGAUCCAACUGGUUUCAUGAAGAGAGUCGAGAUUAUCGUGAAUAAAGUUGCUACCAUCAUUCAGGACGGCAUGCUGACUCUGGAAGGAAACAGCAUCUCUCUGCCCUAUGACCACACUUAUCAGAGUGUGUAUACAUUUGGCAUUUAUACCAAGCUUAGAAGCAAAGUUCUACCUCUUUCUGUCAUAUGGUACAGUUUUCCUGAUGGUGUUAGUUCACUUUCGGUGCAGCUGGACCGGUCCUUACUGGAUGGGAUGACUGGGAUGUGUGGGGGACUAAAUAGUUCAGAAAAUCGAGCACAGCUUCUUGAUAAAAAUGUCAUCCAUGAUGGGAUAUGUGUAAUUGGUGAUUCCCAACCAGUAGAGGAUACGAUUUGCAAUGAGUUUAAAUCCUGGGCCAGAGAGUGCCUGGGCAGCAAUCUUAAGAUUUUUGAGAAGCUCUGCAAGCAAAACAUGUAUACUAACAUCCAUGAGUCUGUAAAGUGUUCUUUCUAUGAAGAAUUCAUUCGCCUAUGUAAUGGCUCAGCCACCCUGCAAUCAAAAUUACAAAGCAUAACUUCAUGUGGGGACCAUCAAUGUCCUGGAGAUCUGCAGUUUAAAUCUCAAGGGGCUGCUUUUCCUCCCACCUGCUCCAACCCCCAGCUUCAGACAGAAUUUCUUACCAGCACUUGUCUUCCUCCAAAAGGUUUAGUCCUGAAUGAUCGAGCUGAAGGCUACCACAGUGUUAAGGUGGAGGACUGUCCUUGUGUACACAGGGAAAUAACUUAUGCCCCAGGGCAAAGGCGCAGCUCAAAGUGCCAAACUUGUGAAUGCAUCAAAGGAAACUGGAAUUGUUCAUCUAACACCUGUGUUCCUCCGUGUGUCAUUGAAGGCUGGUUUGUCACUACCUUUGAUGGUAAACAAUAUUCUCUGCCCGGAAAAUGUACAUAUGUGGUUGCAAUGGGACUCAACUGGACUGUGACCAUCAAAUUUUCUGAUAUGACUAUAGAAGAAAUGUACCUUGAUGUGUAUCAGGAACGAUACACCUUCUCCUUAAACAGAGUUCAACUAGGGGAAAAUGAUAUCACUGUCACAGAUCUGUCACAAACCGAACAUGUCACUGUCUACUGGCAGUCUUCGAUGUUUGUUAAAGUCCAGACAACGUUUGGAAUGAAGAUGCAAGUACAAGUUUCUCCAGAAGUUCAAAUGUACAUGUAUUUGCGACAAAGCGUAAUGACCACAGGCCUUUGUGGAUCAUACAACAACAACACAGAAGAUGACUUCACUACGAGCAGUGGUAUUGUGGAAAACUCAGCUCAGCCUUUUGCUCUAUCGUGGACGCUGGGGGACUGCACACCAAAUAUCCCCCAUGUCUGCAUCAACACUGACAAUGAGUUAUUUGCUGAAGAUAAGUGCAGCCAGCUGAGAAACAUAAGUGGUGUGUUUGCCCAGUGCCAUGACUAUGUGCCGGUUAACCCUUAUUAUGACGCCUGCGUUCAGAGAACCUGCCAGGCUACUUCUGGCUUAGAGGAGCAUGCGUGUGUUGGUCUGGGAAACUAUGCUAAAGCCUGUGCCAGUCAGGGCAUCACCAUUGGUGACUGGAGAACAGAAACAGACUGCACAUAUUCCUGCGACAGUAAUCUGAUAUUUGAUUACGCCAUGCAGGCAUGCAAUCAUACAUGCCGCUCAUUGUCUAGUCCUGACCCGACCUGUGACAUGUCAGAUGACCCAGUGGAGGGCUGCGGAUGCCCAUCUGGCACUCACCUCAACACACCACUCAAGUGCAGCCCUCGUGCCCUCUGCGAUUGCAACUACCCAGGUGGAACAUCACCUCCAGGGCCCGUGGUUAUUGAUGGAUACCAAUGCAUAUGUGAAAAUGGAAAUCUCCAGUGUUCAGAAGUUUGUGACUGUCCACAUGGACAAAUAUGUGUCCAUUGUGCACGAGAACCAGUAAACACAGCACAAAGGACAUGUGAGAGCCUGAGCAAACCUUCUAGGACUGAUGAGACAUGCAUCAGUGGCUGUUACUGUCCAGAGGGCCAGUAUGCAGACCAUACAGGCAACUGUGUGACUCAGGAGAAUUGCACAUGUGAAUUCAGUGGGAUGGUUUAUGAAUCUGGGCAGAGUGUGGAGUCAAACUGUAAAAUAUGCACUUGUGGAGGAGGCCAGUGGGAUUGUCAAGGGGAUCCAUGCCCAGGAGUGUGUGAAGUGUUUGGCAAUGGACAAUAUAAGACGUUUGAUUCCAAAUGGUAUCGCUUCGACGGCCACUGUCAGUACACUCUAGUUGAGGACAUCUAUGGGCAGUUUUCCAUUAAAGCAGAGAGUGUGCCUUGUUGUGAUGAACUUCUGACCUGCUCCCGCUCCAUCUCAGUGACACUCAAGGAUGAAGUGACUUUGAUCCUGCGUGAUAUGAAUGUAACCGAGAAGCUUCUGGAUGGGUGGCACUUCAGAGCUAAGUCACUGUACUCUAUCCACACUGUGGGCCUGUACAUAAUCAUCUCUGUGCCUGAACUGGGCCUCAGUGUGAUUUGGGACAAGCAAACCAAAGUCAAAAUUGAGCUGCAGGUCUCAUGGAAUGGUAAAGUGCGGGGCCUGUGUGGUGACUUUGAUGGGAAGUUAAUGAAUGACAUGCUGACGAGCAGCUCCACUGUAGUGGCCAGCACACUGGAUUUUGGGAACAGCUGGAAGACAGCCGUGCCCCCCUGUUCAGAUGUGACCCAGGAAUUGUUUCCCUGUGAACACCACUCAUACUGCGCUGCUUGGGCACAGAGACGCUGCAUGAUUCUACACAGUGACACGUUUAAAGCCUGCCACCUAAAGGUUGAUCCAGCACCUUAUUACCAGGCCUGUAUUCUGGAGUCAUGCUCUUGUGAUUUUGAGGGCAAAUUCCUGGGAUUCUGCACAGCUGUGGCAUCAUACGCUGAUGCCUGCACAACCCAAAAUAUCUGUAUCAAAUGGAGGACUCCUGACUUGUGCCCGGUCUAUUGUGACUAUUACAAUGAAGAGGGUCAGUAUAACUGGCAUUAUGAAGCAUGUCCUCAACAGAUCAAGAGUUGUGGGAAAAACAACAAAUUCUCUGGAGAGCUUGAAGGUUGUUACCCACGGUGCCCUGCUGAGAUGCCAUAUUAUGAUGAGAACAGAAGAAUAUGUUCCAGUUUGGACAGUUGCACUUGUUACUUCAACAACACUGUGGUUGGACCUGGUGCUAAAGUGACUACACCUAGUGAAUGCUGUGAUUGCAUUGGUGGGCAAAUGAUUUGCGGUGAGUUUUAUACCCUGAAUAUAUUUACAAGAUGUCAGUUUUGAUUCUAAUGUAUCCAAUUAAAAAUCUGUUUACUAAUGUGUUAACACCCACAGAAAUGUGUAAAACAACACCCAAAAUGACACCAGAAAUCCCCCCACUAACAACUAUUACAACAGAGGCAACUGUAACCACCACAACAAUAUUAACCACAAGAACCACAACUGUACCUACAACUACAACUUCA
Molecule: messenger RNA, 3731 nt
Organism: Ictalurus furcatus (blue catfish)
Lineage: Eukaryota; Metazoa; Chordata; Actinopteri; Siluriformes; Ictaluridae
Gene: muc5e
Product: mucin-19
Exons: 28
Coding region: 55-3549 (1164 amino acids)
Cellular component (GO): extracellular matrix
Molecular function (GO): protein binding
Source: RefSeq, a predicted model, not a curated record